Mytilinidion resinicola is the source of this 1730-nucleotide messenger RNA. RefSeq lists its product as uncharacterized. The record is from RefSeq and is a predicted model, not a curated record. Lineage: Eukaryota; Fungi; Ascomycota; Dothideomycetes; Mytilinidiales; Mytilinidiaceae. The transcript has a single exon. The coding region runs from base 352 to 1320 and encodes 322 amino acids.
CACCAAACGAAGGGUGCCGCCCACCACGGUCCAAUUACAGUCAUGACACCUUUUGCUCUUGUCGCCGAGCGGUUUUACGUUCAUCGCUGCUGCAGGGCCUAUUCGAAUCACAUCCCCGCACUGGAUGAUUCGAUAAGGCUGUUUUCAGGCAACAGACUGCCUUGCACUUGGGACGACGUGAGAGCGACUGUGAACGCCGAGCCACCACCUCACUUGACCUCACCUCUGCUCCUGCACUAAGCUGCCAGCCUCGAACCUCCCACCAACCUCCAACAACCAUCGUCGGCUUCAACAGCGACACCACCACGCACCACACCCCUCAGCGUAGCUCCAACCUACCCCACUAUCACAAUGGCUACGCCGCCCAAGUUGACUCUGCUGAACAUCCCGCUCGAGGUGCGCCACGAGAUCUAUGGUCAUGUCUGCGAGCGCGACGACGGCCCCAAGAACCUGCUGCGAGACUGGUUCGGCAAGCGCGAGCUGAAGGAGCUCGCCAAUGCUGGCCAAUCUCUGCCUGCUUCUAAUCUGCUAGUUGAAGACGGGGAGGACAAUAACGAGGCUGAAGAGGAUGAGGAGGAUGACGGAGAAGAAGAGGAUAAGGAGGAGGACGAAGAUAUGGAGGAGGCUGAGCCCGAAGACGGCGACGGCGCAGAUGGAGAUGGCAAUGCCACUGCUGCUGCCGAUGCUACCGCCACAGCUACCACCACCGCACCAGCUCGCCCCAAGAUCUCUCGCAAGUGGCGCCAUGUCCCCGCGAUCAUAUCGCUGACUGCGUGCCCUCCUACGGUCUCGAUGCUCCAAUCCUGCCAGCAACUCCACGACGAGGCUACCGACUUCUACUACAACACCGUCGUCCUGCGCAUCAACUGCACCGCCAGCUUCGGUCACAUGGCCUACUUCGAAGGCCUCAUGAACAUCCUCGCGGAGACCGCCUUCUCCCCCGCUGAGUCGUUCCGCAAGAUCGAGCUGACCUUUGUCUGGGACUCCCAGUGGCUCGCCGCCUCGCCCGACUACGCCUCCAUCUUCGUUGCCUUGUUGCGUGAGCGCGCGCGUCUUGUCGCGAAGGUCUUGGAGCGGACACCCGCCUUAAAGGACCUGACCAUCCUUUGGUACGACAGCGUCCAGGACGACGAGAGCUUCAUGUUGCGCGAGAGCGUCAUUGAGGAGUUCUACCCUCUCCUUGACCGCGUGGAGAUGAAGAUCAACGACCAUUACCCUCUGAAGGAAGGCGAGGAGCCGGGCGAGGAGACCGUGCUUGGAAAGAUGCGCUUGCAGCUCGAGGAUGUGGCGCAGAACUUCGCUGCUGGCCAGGCUUUCUGACUGCUCUUCAACCCUCACGACAUUGCAUCUUCCGAACUAUAGCGACCUUCGCUGAAGCUUUCGGAGGAUGCUCUUAUACUUGGAAGCGGGUUGGAUGAGUUUUCUUUUCACUAUAGCACCAUCACGAGGUCUUCUCUAGAGGAAGACUAGGCUUUUCUUUGAUUUCAUUUCCCAUGUCAUGACUAAUGCACCACGGGGAGAUACGGCGUAUAGCUAGGGCUAGGAUAGCUCAGAGGGUUCAUACUCCUGUGAUUAUCUUACAGAAGACUUGGAAAUCGAAAUUCUCUUACAAUUAAUCAAAUAAUGUGCUACAAUCAUGAUCCUGUGCGUGCUUGAAGCCGCUUACAAUAAUACCUGGAGCGAAAACAUGAGUCACUAUUUUGUCAUUCAUCCCAUUUCAAGGCUCAUGC